This is a messenger RNA of Mangifera indica (mango), 885 nucleotides long. Its product is annotated as transmembrane emp24 domain-containing protein p24delta5-like. The transcript is spliced from 4 exons. The record is from RefSeq and is a predicted model, not a curated record. Gene Ontology annotation, biological process: intracellular protein transport; Golgi organization; endoplasmic reticulum to Golgi vesicle-mediated transport. NCBI's taxonomy places the organism in Eukaryota, Viridiplantae, Streptophyta, Magnoliopsida, Sapindales, Anacardiaceae. The coding region runs from base 63 to 725 and encodes 220 amino acids. Gene Ontology annotation, cellular component: endoplasmic reticulum; Golgi apparatus; endoplasmic reticulum-Golgi intermediate compartment.
ACUCACGACUAGAACUAGAGCCUUGUUGAUGAAACCAAAAGACCAAGUCUGAGUGUUCUAAAAUGGCAGGAACUCUGAUCCCAGGCGCCAGAGUGGCCGUGUUGUCGGUAAUGAUGCUGCUAUGUUUAACCGGAAACAACAUCGUACCAGUUGCAGAAGCUAUCUGGUUAACGAUACCUAGCUCAGGAACCAAGUGCGUGUCUGAGGAGAUACAGAACAACGUCGUCGUUUUGGCUGAUUAUUACGUGGUCGACGAAGCCCACCCAGAAAAUCCUUCCACCAUCUCUGCUCGGGUGACAUCUCCAUUUGGAAACAAUAUUCACCAGAAUGAGAAUGUAACUCAUGGUCAAUUUGCAUUUACAACUACCGAGGCUGGCAAUUAUUUGGCAUGUUUCUGGUUAGGCAACCAGCAGCAAGGUACAAGCACCACUCUAAGUCUUGACUGGAGAAUUGGAAUUGCUGCCAAGGAUUGGGAGUCAGUUGCAAAGAAGGACAAGAUAGAGGGUGUAGAAUUUCACUUGACGAGACUUGAAGCUUCUGUGAAAGCCAUUCAUGAUAAUUUGCUCUUUCUCAAGCACAGGGAAGCAGAGAUGAGGGAAGUCAGUGAAGCAACCAAUUCUAGAGUGGCAUGGUUUAGUAUCAUGUCGCUUGGUAUCUGCAUUGUGGUUUCAGUUUUGCAGUUAUUGCACUUGAAGCAGUUCUUCCGCAGAAAGAAACUCAUCUAGAUUUUAUCUCUUAAUUUUUGUUUGUUAAUAUUUAACUUGCCAAAAGUCCGGAUAAUGGAUCAUAUUAUUUUUUUAUUGGGGUUCUUUUCUUUUGAGAAGUGAAUGCAUAGUACUCUCAUGGAUUGGUUGAAAAUUUAAUUAUGACCACAAUCUUCUUGAA